AUGGCGCCUCAAUGGAUGCCUCAAAACAUACAGAAGAGGUUACUGAAAUACAUCCUUCAGCAGCUCUCCUUAUUUUCCGAGAUUGAUCUACCUAAUUUGGAUGUCUCCCUGGGCACAAGCUCCAAAAUAAAUCUCCGGAAUCUGGAGUUAGACAUUGACAAGUUCAGCAUACCAGGAAUGUACAUGAGAAGCGGGUCGAUCGAAACGCUUGCUCUCUCCCUUACGAUUAGCGAUGGUGUCAACGUCGAUUGCGUCGGGGUAAAUAUUACCCUCACUCCAUCGUUAACUCCUGGAAAACCAAAUAGCACAGAUCAAUUCUCCCUUGCGAAAAGCACAGCCGAUCUCGCGAACAGCGUUAUGUUUGAAGACAAUGUUGUGGAGGACGAAGAUAUCAAAGAGACCGCUUCACUUGAUUCUAAUUCGAUUCCAACAGAAACGAAAGACUAUAAAAUGAGCAAUAUGAUGGCAAAGGCUGCAGAUAUGGCUUUGUCAAGGCUACAACUAUCGAUACGCGACAUAAAAAUUACCAUGGUACUCGAGGCUUCUGUUAUGGAAGUGUGCAUUGAUACGGUCACCUUGGUAUCAAAAGAGGGGACUAGGUACAUCACAGUUGAGGGAAUGAAGUUGAACGCCAUCAAACCGGAAGUUUAUCCGGGAGAGGGAGUGGAUAAUGAUAACGAAUCAAAAGAAAAGGACAAAAGCGAGUCUGACGAGAGCGAUUCUGAGGACUAUGACGAUGAAUUAUUGCAAACCUCGUUUAUGGCAGAAAACAAGGAAGAUAUUCAGAAAUCUUUGAUGGAGAGCAUGAUGUUUGCAAGUCAGACAUCUGAGUCCGUGUACAUGAGUGCGACAUCUAAUGUAUUCUCUUCGAUUCCAAAUGGGGCUUCUACCUACGAACCUCCCCAACCAUCAGCUGUUUGUGUUGCCCAUAUCAGUGAAUGCAGCUUCCAGUUUGAUGGACUUCAAAACAUAGAGAAUGUGCAAGUGGACGUGGGGCAUGUUAAAGUCGCGGCCUCUCCAAUUCCUGAAUGUUUAUCGUCAGUCUUACAAUCAAUCAGAAAUCUUGUGAGGCUUUCAGCAAUUAGUACUACUGAUAGAUCUGAAGACACUGAUAAGGAAAGCGAGCCUACUAGCAUGACUCCGUUGAAUACCUUAAAGAUUGAUGAGAUAAGUGUUAGUUUUGAAUCAGCACUAUUGAGUAACGGACAGUUUGCUCUUGACAAUAGCAUUUGCUUAUCAUUCAGUGAUAUACGCUUUGAACAGAAAAAUGCUUCUUUCUCCUUUGGUUCCAUCGCAAAAAUACGACUAUCAAGGAAUGACAGCGGAGCAGAUCUCUUUAGCUUUGAUAACUCUCGCGCAUCGAACGUUGCGGACCUCGGUCUUGAAAUGCUGAAUAACGAUGCUUCUCGAAUCACUUUGAUAUGCCCGAAGGCUGCCAAUCUUGUUGUCGAUGAACGACUAUUAACUUUGGCAGCACGUUACUACUCAUUGAUGGAACCUGUUGUAGAGGCUCUUGUCUCAGCUACAUCUAUGAAGGCUCCUAAUGCAUACUCAAACAUGUAUACAUCCCGCUUCUCUUUACCGGAUACAACAAAUAACGGAAGAUCUAGCGAGUUUCACGCACAGAUUUCAUCUAUUCACAUCAAGCUUCAACUCAAUGACUUUGACAUCACAACUACUAUUCUUCCGAUAACUUACGAUUCUCAGGAGGGUCGCUUUGAUACUAGCAACAUUCUUUUUGAAUACAGCGAUGCAACGGUAGAAGAACAAUAUGCCUCUAACCAGUUCUUGAUGAUAUCCAAUAUUGAAACAUCUACGACAGGUGUUAAGAAAAUACGAUCUUUUGAUUCCAGCUCGCUUCAGGAAAUAUGGCUCAAAAGCAAAUCGAAAACUAUAAUUGAAAAUGUUACUCUGAAGCUUGAUUUUGACGUCAUGAUGAAACUGAUAAAUGGCUUUGGAAGACUUGUUGACUUAGUGUACAAAUCCAUGGUGAUUUCACCUCCAGUAACAAGGCAGAAAAAAGUAAGAAUGGGUAGUAGUUUGUUUCUCAACGCUACCAAAAUGCUCAAAUACUGCGUUGAAAUCAAACAAUGCUCAGGAACAUUCUCCAAUAUUUGUCCCAAUUUUGGGGAUUUGAAAAUCUUCCUGAAAGAUAUAUUUGUGAACUUUCUGCAAGAUGCAACUUUACACGCCUAUGUUAUGAAUGGGCUCAUACAAAGAGUAUGUGAAUCAAUACAUGAGUCAUUGUUGGAAGCAGCAGAUCCCAAAAACAAGGGGUAUCCGAUGAUCUUUGCAAAAUUCAAAGAUAACCUGGGGGUGCACUUCAAAAACUGCUCAUUCAAUUAUUAUGGAGAAUGGAUCACUCUUCUAGAAUCCAGAGAGAAGAGUCGAGAUGAAACUGAUCGGGGCUCAUCGGCAUCCUCUUCUACCGGCAAAAAACGUCAGGUUAAUUUUACCUUUGCUGAUGUUUCGAUAGGUCUUGUUCCAGUCAGCUUAAAAUCAAAAAUUGAGCUUGUUAUUAAAAAAGGGAUUGCCGACCUCUUGAUUGAUAUUGAUGGGCGCUCGAAACUGCAAUCUUCAUUUAGCUCCCUAACUCUGCUACUAAUUGAUGAUGUGGCCAAUAUUCUCAGCGACAAAGAAAGUAAAUCAUUGAGGCACUGGAUUAAAGCGAACAGCAAUCAUGCUGUCUGGACGCUCAAUGCUAUUUUGAAAAGCAAGGGUUUUGUCCCUGUGGGUUAUAUUUCAUCUCUGUUUCUGAAUUCAACAUUUGAAAGUGAAAGUCAUUUGGAAGAGAGUAUGCCACAGGCAUUUUCCGGUCGAAAGAUCUUUCCUUUAGUCGAUAUAAAAAUACAUACUGAUGCAUUGACCAUGGACGUUUGUGCAGACUCGUCCCAGUGUUUGAUCCAGACUUUAAAAGACCUGACGCAGCCUGUGCAAUUCUCAUUCACUGAAAAGUAUAAACCGAUGACAGAUGAAAUGGAAGUUUUUAAAGACAUUGAUGAAACAAUGUUCUCAGCGCCGGUAAGUGGACAUGUUGGCAAUCUGGAGGAAUCUGAGAUUGCUGACAACGAAAAGUUGGAAAUCGUCGAAGACUUUUACAACAAGAAUUUAAAUGCCGAUUCAGGGGAGCAAUCAGCCACACGCUCUGGUAGCUUGGCUAAUAGCAGUACCAAAUCAGGUGCCAUGUCCAAAAUCAUUUUUGAUGAUAAUCAUUUCGAACAUUCUGGUGAAGAGUUCACGACGAAGGUUAUACCAAUGGCUAUUGGAAUCAGUAUCUCCAAUGUUACAAUCAAGCUUUAUGAUGGCUAUGACUGGAAAGAGACGCAGACCACAAUCAAGAACGCUAUUCGACGUGUUGAGGAUAAAGCUGCGAAGCUAGGGGACAACAUUAAUGAAGUGACCGAGGGUUCCAUCAACCAAAAUGUCCCCUCGGCUUCUGAUGAUUCCAAUGAGUUAGAUGCGGAGGCCGUGAAUGAAGUACUAUACGAGUCGAUCCAUGUGGGACUCUUUGCUGGUCAGGAUCCUCAGUCAUUUUACGAUAAUAUCAAUAAGUCGAUCAGCAAUGGUACCGAUCCAGAGAACGUAAGCGAGCGUAAUAUGUUGUCUCCAGGCUCUUCGUCGCCUGCGUCAAUCAGCACUACUAAUAGCACUCGCUCUGCAGCGCCCUCUCAUAAUAUCGAACUAGGCAAGGGCUCAAAUAGGAGAGUGCGUUUGAAAAGAUCUAUAUAUCAUAAGGUUCUAGUUGAGCUAGAAAACCUUGAUCUAUCGAUCCUGACCAUGGCUAAUAAUGAACCACAUCCAACCAAGAACUCUAUAGACUUCAGUGACGACGAAAACAAAGAUGACUCGGAACUCGUCAGCAGAAUUGAUCUGAGUGUCGGAUCCUUCAGAGUGGCAGAUAAUGUGCCCACGUCAAGCUGGAAUAUGUUUGUGGGUUAUCUGCGUGAAGCUGGAGAUAAAGAACUUGGCUCCAGUAUGAUUCAUGCUGUGAUCGACACUGUUCGCCCUGUGUCGUCACUGGCGGCUUCUGAAUUGGUUAUUUCUGUAUCCGUGCUUCCGCUGAGACUUUAUGUGGACCAAGAUACUCUUGAUUUCUUGACCAGAUUUGGUGAGUUCAAAGAUGACCGUUUCACUCCCCCAACUUUAGAUGAGGAGGAGGUCUUCAUUGAAAAGUUUCAAGUCAACUCCGUGAGGAUCAAACUUGAUUACAAGCCUAAAAAGGUUGACUAUGCUGGAAUUAGGUCUGGUCAUACUACAGAGUUUAUGAACUUUUUCAUUCUUGACGAGUCGGAGAUGAUUUUGAAGAAACUGGUGCUUUAUGGAGUGCCGGGAUUCACUCGUUUGCACAAGAUGCUUAAUGACUUGUGGAUGCCAGACAUCAAAAGAAAUCAGCUUAGUGGGGUUCUUUCAGGUCUUGCUCCUGUGAAAUCAAUUGUGAAAAUUGGAUCUGGCUUUAGAGAAUUGGUAGCUGUGCCUUUGAAAGAAUAUGAGAGAGAUGGCCGUGUGGUAAGAGGUCUGCAAAAAGGUGCACUUUCAUUUGCCAAAAUAACUGGUGGCGAACUGCUCAAAUUCGGCGUUAAACUUGCUGCUGGAACCCAAAAUAUACUGGAGUCUACCGAAGGUGCUUUGGGAGGAGACGGCUCCGCUGUCAGACUACCAGGAUACAAAAAAAACCAAAAGUCCCGAAGACGAACAUCACCAAACGAGGUCAUCUACGCGACUCCAGGGGACAAGUCUUUAUUACGUCGCAAUACCAUGGGUGGCUCAGCGUUCCAUCGAAACUCGUUUGAUUCCUAUGGUGAGGAGGAAGAACUCUUAGAAGAAGGUUCAACACUGGAUGAAGCUGGGACACAGGAUGCUGAGCAAUACCAGAAAUCUAGGUUUCUUGUCCCUGCUGUAUUCAAGAGUACUGCUGAGCUUCCUGAUGUGUUGGAGAGCGAUAGUGAUCUAGAUGACUAUUAUGACGAGUCUGACAAUGAAGGUCAGAAAAUUGUUAGUCUGUACUCAAAUCAGCCGGAAAAUUUAAACAAGGGUUUGCAAACGGCUUAUACUUCGCUGGGAAGGAACUUAAGCACUGCUCGUGAAGCAAUAGUGACCGCAAGCACGCGUGCUGCACGGAGCGGUAGUGCACAGAUUGCGGCCCGGGAGUUGGCCAAAGCCACUCCUAUCAUGGUUAUUCGUCCAAUUAUUGGAACUACAGAAGCGAUAUCCCGGACACUUCAAGGAGGCAUUAAUAUUCUUGAUCCAGAAGAGAAACGCAGGUCGGAAGAAAAGUACAAGAAUACGAAGAACGAAGCUAGCUGA
Molecule: messenger RNA, 5304 nt
Organism: Ogataea haglerorum
Lineage: Eukaryota; Fungi; Ascomycota; Pichiomycetes; Pichiales; Pichiaceae
Exons: 1
Coding region: 1-5304 (1767 amino acids)
Biological process (GO): piecemeal microautophagy of the nucleus; reticulophagy; autophagy of mitochondrion
Cellular component (GO): extrinsic component of membrane; phagophore assembly site
Molecular function (GO): phosphatidylinositol-3-phosphate binding
Source: RefSeq, a predicted model, not a curated record